AUGGGCCGUGGACCAAAGAAGCACCAGAAGCGUCUCAGUGCGCCCUCGCAUUGGCUUCUCGACAAGCUCUCCGGUGCUUAUGCUCCCAAGGCUUCCCCCGGUCCUCACAAACUCCGCGACUCGUUGCCCCUCGUUAUCUUCCUGCGAAACCGCUUGAAGUACGCCCUCAAUGCUCGUGAGGUCAAGUCGAUCCUCAUGCAGCGCCUUGUCAAGGUCGACGGCAAGGUCCGCACUGACUCCACCUUCCCCGCUGGAUUGAUGGACGUUAUCACCCUCGACAAGACCGGCGAGAACUUCCGCCUUGUCUUCGACACCAAGGGCCGAUACACCGUGCACAGGAUAACUGGCGAGGAGGCCGCAUACAAGCUGGGCAAGGUUAAGCGUGUUCAGCUCGGCCGUGGUGGAAUUCCCUACUGUGUUACGCAUGAUGCGCGAACGAUCCGUUACCCCGACCCUGCCAUCAAGGUCAACGACACCGUCAAGAUCGACCUCGCCACUGGCAAGAUCACCGACUUCAUCAAGUUCGACACUGCUGUCAUCGUCAUGAUCACUGGUGGACACAACAUGGGUCGUGUCGGUGUUAUCACUCACCGUGAGCGCCACGACGGAGGUUUCAACAUUGUCCACGUCAAGGAUGCUGUGGACAACGAAUUCACCACCCGUGAGAGCAACGUCUUCGUCAUUGGCCGUGAAAAGCCAUGGAUCUCUCUUCCCAAGGGCAAGGGUGUCAAGCUCUCCAUCGCUGAGGAGCGUGACCGCCGCAGGGCCUAUGCUCUUGCUGGUCACUAG
Molecule: messenger RNA, 789 nt
Organism: Didymosphaeria variabile
Lineage: Eukaryota; Fungi; Ascomycota; Dothideomycetes; Pleosporales; Didymosphaeriaceae
Gene: RPS4
Product: 40S ribosomal protein S4
Exons: 4
Coding region: 1-789 (262 amino acids)
Biological process (GO): translation
Cellular component (GO): ribosome; cytosolic small ribosomal subunit
Molecular function (GO): structural constituent of ribosome; RNA binding
Source: RefSeq, a predicted model, not a curated record